This is a messenger RNA of Ziziphus jujuba (common jujube), 750 nucleotides long. Its product is annotated as sulfiredoxin, chloroplastic/mitochondrial. Gene Ontology annotation, biological process: cellular response to oxidative stress. Gene Ontology annotation, molecular function: sulfiredoxin activity. NCBI's taxonomy places the organism in Eukaryota, Viridiplantae, Streptophyta, Magnoliopsida, Rosales, Rhamnaceae. The transcript is spliced from 5 exons. The record is from RefSeq and is a predicted model, not a curated record. The coding region runs from base 104 to 484 and encodes 126 amino acids. Gene Ontology annotation, cellular component: cytoplasm.
UUUGCCACUGUCGAUCUUAUCCUUGUCUUGGAUAAACAAUGAGAAGCAAGGACGUAGAAAAUGAGGAAAAAUAAAAAAAAUAAAAAAAUAAUAGUAGACGCAGAUGGCGAGUUUCAUUCUGCAAUUACCCAACGGCUUGAGGACCUUCUCGGUUUCUGCUUCACCAAACGGGGCUCCUGAUCUGACAAGCAGUACAAGUGAAGGUGGAGGUGGUGGGCCAGUGAUAGUGGAGCUUCCCCUCGAUAAGAUUCGGAGGCCACUCAUGAGAACCAGAGCUAACGAUCCCAUAAAGGUUAAAGAACUCAUGGACAGUAUACGUGAAAUUGGCCUCCAAGUCCCAAUUGACGUGCUUGAGGUUGAUGGAGUUUAUUAUGGGUUUUCCGGGUGUCAUCGAUAUGAGGCUCACCAGCAUCUUGGGCUCCCAACAAUUCGUUGCAAAGUUCGACGAGGAACAAAAGAAACUUUAAGGCACCACCUUAGAUGACUUUUACCUACUUAAUUUGAAAUUGCAACUUUAGCCAAGUUAAAUAAGCUCUCCGCGAUGGUAGGCUUAUUGCAGAGGGCUAAAUUAUAAUAUUGGCACAGUGUCCAGUACUUAGGGAAGUUGCCAAGCUGUAAUAUGUUGCAUGCCAUUAUGUUUUCAUAAUAAGAGUCUCAGACAGAAGAUGUAUGGUUUUUCGGAUGUAAAAGAUGAAUGGUUUGUUAACAAAUAUUAUGCAUCGUAUAAAUGAAUUCGUAAUCUUACAGGAA